AUGACGCUAGGAAAUACCAUCGGUUGCAGCUUUGUGGGCGUUGUGGCUGCUGCGGCCCUAUAUGGAGUUUCUUGCGUGCAGACUUGGUUUUACUUCAACAGAUAUGGCACCACAGAUAUUUGGUACAUCAAGGCGUUGGUGCUCAUUUGCCUUGGAUUCGAUACUAUUCACCAAGCCCUCAUCUCCCAUACGGUUUACUGGUACUGCGUGACGAAUUUUAACAACCCUGAUGCUCUUUCCAUGCUCGUUUGGAGUAUCUUGCUGGAAGUCCUCUUCAAUGGUCUAAUCGGGCUCAUCGUGCAGAGCUUUUUGAUCAUGCGGGUCUGGCGAUUGUCCAACCGGAACCUCGUCCUGACCAUCUUCGCUGGGUCCCUUGUGUUAGCCGAGUUCGGGUGCUCUGUUGUCUUCACCGUUCAGUCCAUGAAACUCAAGACGUGGAAAGAUCUUGAGCAGCUUAAGCCACUUUCGAUGACCGUCAACGUUCUUGGAGCCAUGAGCGACUUUGUCAUCGCCUUGGCUCUGGUAUUCUACCUCCGCCGUUCUCGCACUGGAUUCAGAAAGAGCGACAUGAUGAUUAGCAAACUCAUCGUCUUUUCGGUUAGCACCGGGUUGUUGACAACACUCUGCGCAAUCGCGUCGCUGGUGUCCAUAGUACUCUGGGGCGACACCCUCAUCUACGUCGCUUUCUAUUUCAGUCUUGGUCGCCUCUACUUCAACUCUGUUCUUGCUACCCUCAACGCGAGAAAGGAUCUCCUUGCCGACGACCCUGAUGACAUCACGUUUUCACUUCAGACCAUUUCCAAAGUCGUCCCUCGCAAGCUGAGCUCUCCCCAGCAGCAACGCACGAUUUCCAUUAAAAUUCAGACGACGCGCGAGGUCGAUGGAGGAGGAAAGCAUUCUGAGAGGUCAUGCCAUUCGGCGCAGGAAGUAGACUCAUGA
Molecule: messenger RNA, 939 nt
Organism: Mycena indigotica
Lineage: Eukaryota; Fungi; Basidiomycota; Agaricomycetes; Agaricales; Mycenaceae
Exons: 17
Coding region: 1-939 (312 amino acids)
Source: RefSeq, a predicted model, not a curated record